UAUUGAUUUGAAGGCAUUUUGAAAACUAUUCCUAAAUUCGAGAGAUUUUGCGUUCAAUUCUCUCACAAUUAUUGCCGUCAAAGAAGUCAUUGUUGUCUCGCGACUCCUCUCCACACCCGCGCCGCCCAGAAUGCCGAACAUUAAAGUGUUUUCCGGAUCUUCUCAUCCGGAUUUGGCCAAAAAGACUGUCGAGAGACUCGGCAUCGAUUUGGGAAAAGCGGUUCUCAAGAAGUUCUCCAAUCAGGAGACGUGGUUCGCAUCUCUUGUGGAAAUCGGGGAAUCGGUUCGCGGCGAAGACGUGUACAUCAUUCAGAGCGGUUGCGGAGAAGUGAACGACAAUCUCAUGGAACUCCUGAUCAUGAUCAACGCGUGCAAGAUCGCGUCGGCGCAACGCGUCACGGCUGUCAUCCCGUGCUUCCCGUAUGCGCGACAGGACAAGAAGGACAAGUCGCGCGCGCCCAUCAGCGCCAAACUCGUGGCCAACAUGUUGUCGGUGGCGGGCGCCGACCACAUCAUCACCAUGGACCUGCACGCCUCCCAGAUUCAGGGAUUCUUCGACAUUCCGGUCGACAACCUGUUCGCCGAACCCGCGGUCCUGAAAUGGAUUCGCGAGAACAUCCCCGAAUGGCGCUCCUGCAUCAUCGUGUCGCCCGACGCGGGCGGAGCGAAGCGCGUGACGUCGAUCGCGGACCGUUUGAACGUGGACUUCGCGCUCAUCCACAAGGAGCGCAAGAAGGCCAACGAAGUGGCCUCAAUGGUUCUGGUGGGAGAAGUGCGCGACCGCGUGGCCAUCCUCGUGGACGACAUGGCCGACACGUGCGGCACCAUCUGUCACGCGGCGCAGAAGCUGUCGGAAGCGGGCGCCUCCAAGGUGUACGCGAUCCUCACGCACGGCAUCUUCUCUGGUCCCGCGUGCGAACGCAUCUCGAAGGCGGCGUUGGAGGCGCUGGUCGUGACGAACACCAUUCCGCAGGAGAAGAACAUGCGCGACUGCUCCAAGAUCCAGUGCAUUGACGUGAGUAUGAUUUUGGCCGAAGCCAUUCGUCGCACGCACAACGGCGAGAGCGUGUCCUACCUCUUCUCCAACGUUCCGAUGUAGAGGGCGUUGCAGUCGCGCGCUCUGUGCCAAAACACAUUCCCCUAAGCUUUUAAUGCAAAUAAAGAACAUUUUUUGAACUUUGAACUUUUUCGCCAGAUUUCUCAUUUCUGCUGUGAAGCCAUUCGCAGGAAUCACAACCGCGAGAGCAUCGGCUCUCUCUUCAAAGAAGUGCCGUUU
Molecule: messenger RNA, 1276 nt
Organism: Medioppia subpectinata
Lineage: Eukaryota; Metazoa; Arthropoda; Arachnida; Sarcoptiformes; Oppiidae
Source: the annotation of a GenBank genome assembly